Messenger RNA from Ceratitis capitata (Mediterranean fruit fly), 3322 nucleotides. Its product is annotated as GATA-binding factor A. The transcript is spliced from 6 exons. Bases 1315 to 3033 code for a protein of 572 amino acids. Gene Ontology annotation, biological process: negative regulation of transcription by RNA polymerase II; cell fate commitment; positive regulation of transcription by RNA polymerase II. NCBI's taxonomy places the organism in Eukaryota, Metazoa, Arthropoda, Insecta, Diptera, Tephritidae. The record is from RefSeq and is a predicted model, not a curated record. Gene Ontology annotation, molecular function: DNA-binding transcription factor activity, RNA polymerase II-specific; RNA polymerase II cis-regulatory region sequence-specific DNA binding; zinc ion binding.
UACUGUGGCCAACCAACAGCAACCAGCCAACCAGUGGCAGCAAAAACAGUUCGAGUUCGAGUUUGCCGAUAACAGAAUGUGGAGGAGCCGCGCGCUUGAGUAAAUAAACAAUUAGCCGACGCAAACUUGGAAAAAGUAUUCACGGUGUAUGUGUAUGAAGUUGCAUGUGUAACAUGGUGAAAAAUAAUAAAUAUAUUUGACCAGCGGUGUUUUGAACAGUGUAUAAUGCUUAAGGCCUUAAAUGAAUAUUAUUUGCCAAUUUCUUCAUUGAUAUAAAAAGAGUGUGCGGAAGGCAUUAGUGAUUUUAAAAAUAAAAAAAAAAUAAAAUAUUAUAAGCUGGUGCUAAAAUUAUAAAGUAAAUUCAAAAUAAUACCAGGAGCUACUAUUAUUCUUGUGUAAAUACGUGUAUGUACAUCUGUACAUAAAUAAAUGCUCUUGAUUGCAUUAAAAAUUUAUAAACGAAUUAUUAACGAAUUUACCUUAACAACAAGUAACACUUUAUUUAUCAAAAGCCUCUUUUCGGUUUAGUUUCGGAACUUGACUUUGGCAAAUUGUUUACACAUUCAGCGAAACAGUAUAUAAUAUGCAUAUGCCAUAUAAUUGGCUAAUUGGCCUUCCGAAUGGCAGUACGCAAUGCUAACCACUCGGCUACCGCGGCCGCCGCUCGGCUAUACAAAACAUAAAACUGUAUAAGAUUAAAAUAAAAUAUUGGAAAAAACUGAUGAGCAAGUCCAAUUUUUAACCGUACUAAAAUUCUGUUGACAUAAAUAAUUUCCUUAUAACAAUGGAGCACACAUAACUUAACAUUUAAAAACAAAUAAAAGUGAACAUGAACAUAAUGAAGAAAACAACUCAAGUCAUUGAAAUAUAAAUCAUAAUUGAUAUUCAAAUUAAAUGCGAUUCAAAUCAAAAUACUUCAAUUUAACUUAAUUUGUUGUGAACACAAAACAUUCAAUAUAGAAAGAGUUAAAUAAAAAUUUGAAAAACUUUUUUGACUCGCACAAUUAAAUUAUGAAAUAGUUUCUCGAGGUGUUCGUAAAUGAAUAGUGAAGAAAUAUCUUCGUUCCGAGAGCAACACUUGUACUAUUUGGGAUGUGUCAGUUGUGUGGACAUUAGCGGUCAAGAUCAAAGCGUCACAACAGACGCCGGUCGGCUUUAGCGGUAACAGUGACCUCACCCACAACGCCUCAAACGUCGCCCAGUGAUCAUCUGUCGCGGCGCACGCCACUUCGUAGCCAGUUAACAUCUCAAGCUUACAACAGCCACUUGCCUUUUGGGCAAUCAACAGCGCCACAACAACAACUAUCCACAAAAAUGUAUCAUUCCAGCACCGGCUAUCCAGACCUGACGGGCGGCGCAGCAGGCAAUGGCGGUUAUCAUCAUCAAACCGCCAUGAAUGCUCCCGUCUAUGUACCCUCCAACCGCGCACUUACCCAGAGUCAAUACAAUCAUGUCGCUACACAUUUCGGUACCGCCGCUGCGCAGAAUGCGUGGACCACAGAUAGUUUCGGCACUGCGCAUGCCCAACUGCCAGCACAAUUCUAUACGAUGGGUUCGUGGCGCGCCGCAUAUGAUCCCACCGGCUUUCAGCGCUCCUCCCCCUAUGAGAAUGCGAUAGACUUUCAGUUUGGCGAGGGUCGUGAAUGCGUUAACUGUGGUGCGAUCAGUACGCCAUUAUGGCGGCGCGAUGGUACCGGACAUUAUCUGUGCAAUGCUUGCGGUCUCUAUCAUAAAAUGAACGGCAUGAAUCGGCCGUUAAUCAAGCCGAGCAAGCGAUUGAUUUUAUCCUUGCAGACAGCCACAAGAAGGCUGGGUUUGUGCUGCACCAACUGCGGCACACGCACUACAACGCUUUGGCGUCGCAAUAAUGAGGGCGAGCCGGUGUGCAAUGCCUGCGGCCUGUAUUUUAAGUUGCAUGGCGUCAAUCGACCGUUGGCGAUGCGCAAGGAUGGCAUACAGACACGCAAGCGGAAGCCGAAAAAGUCCACCAGCUCGAGUGAUGUCUCGAAAGAUGGCAAAGAUGACGAUUUAAAACCAUCGCUCGCAUUGGAACGACAUAGCCUACCCUCAUCUGUUGCACUUUCCGCCAAACUGCAAUCGGAUUUGGCACUCAAAAGCAACAGCAAUCAUAACAACACACUUGGAAGCAUGAAUAAUAAUAACUCUUUACAUAAUCUUAGCCUAAACGCCAUCAAUUCAUCGCCCUCCACUGGCUCUUUACACAAUUCGCUCAGCCAUCAUUUGCAUUUGCCGUCUGCAGCAGCACAGCAAUCCCGCCAUUCAACUAUUUCACAUACGCAUGCCCAUGCUCUCUCCUCCACCAACAACACACCCACUGUACACUCAGCCACCACCGCCUCGUCACUCAACUCCAAUAUGUAUUCCCCACAAAACAACGUGAAUAGCGCACAACUUUCCGCCUCCUCAUUCGGCUCGCACGGCAUCUCCAAGUACGAGCAUCUGCUUUCAACCAGUGGCAGUAGUGGUGGCGGUGGGGGUGUUGGAGGUGUUGGCGGCAACAAUAUUGGAAAUCUUAAUAAUUCCUCUACCAACGCUGUUACGCUCUCCAAUGGCAUAUCCAGCAGCACGCCAAGCCCCAACUAUCACCAUUCAGCCUCAGCGGCGGCACAUUUGCAUCACCAUCAUCAUCACCACCACCCCUCCGCGUCGGCAGCGCAUCAUGCGACGUCACAUCACUCAGCAGCUGCGUUGAGCCAACACAGCGGUGGCUCCCAUAUUAGUUCGGGCGAUGGUAGCGUGGGUGUUGGCGGUUAUGGUGUCAAGUCGGAGUCCAACGCCACCAACUAUGAUUAUGUGAGUAACUGUUACUUCAGCAGCUCGUUUCCCCCAUUAAGCGCAUCUACGGCGGCGGCUGCUGCCGGCACUGGCAUGAGCAUGGGCAUGGGUAUGGGAGUGGGCGUAGGUAUGGGUAUGGGUAUGCAUGGUAUGCACGGCUCGUCAGGCGAACUUGCAAGCUACCAUCAUCAUCAACACAAUGUCAUACAGGCGGCCAAACUGAUGGCGACAUCGUAAAUGUGAAUAUCGACUGAUCGGAGUUCCCGGUAGAGCCCCCAAAUUGCUUAAACCUAAAUAUUGAGAUUUUGUAUUUAACCAUUUCGAUGGACAAAAGACUUCUAUAAAACCAAAAUCAACAAAAAUAUCUUCAAUUUAAAUCUCAUAUAAUUAAAGCAUUGUAUAUACUUGCAUACAUACAUACAUACAUACAUACAUAAAUAAGUUCAAUAAGUGGUGCAUGUAAAUAUGUAUGUAUUUUGGAGUUUAAAUAGUUUUAGCAACAUUAAAUAGAGUUAUUUGCAGUUUA